Molecule: messenger RNA, 1290 nt
Organism: Oryzias latipes (Japanese medaka)
Lineage: Eukaryota; Metazoa; Chordata; Actinopteri; Beloniformes; Adrianichthyidae
Gene: sec11a
Product: SEC11 homolog A, signal peptidase complex subunit
Cellular component (GO): membrane; signal peptidase complex
Molecular function (GO): serine-type endopeptidase activity
Source: RefSeq, a predicted model, not a curated record
GAGUUCUCGUAUCUCAAAGCGACACCUCAACACACCGCCAACGCGGGGCGGGACUUCCGGAAGUGCGCACCCGGAAGAUUCGGAUGCAAGUUACAGUGCUCGCCCGCGCAUCUAAAUGCUCGUUGCUUUAAAUGUGCUAUAGUAAUUUUCCAUCUUUUUCUAGACCGUAGCAUUAGCAACAACAACAACAAAAUGUUAUCGUUAGACUUCCUUGACGAUGUUCGUCGCAUGAAUAAGCGGCAGCUCUAUUACCAGGUACUGAACUUUGGUAUGAUUGUUUCCUCUGCCUUGAUGAUCUGGAAGGGACUGAUGGUUGUUACUGGCAGUGAAAGUCCAAUAGUAGUUGUUCUCAGUGGAAGUAUGGAGCCAGCAUUCCACAGAGGAGACCUCUUGUUUCUCACCAAUCGGGUAGAGGAUCCCAUCAGGGUUGGAGAGAUUGUUGUGUUCAGGAUAGAAGGCAGAGAGAUCCCAAUAGUACACAGAGUACUGAAGAUUCAUGAAAAGGAAAAUGGAGACAUUAAGUUCUUGACCAAAGGAGACAACAAUGCGGUUGAUGACAGAGGGCUGUACAAACAGGGCCAACACUGGUUGGAGAAAAAAGACGUGGUGGGACGAGCAAGGGGGUUUGUGCCAUACAUUGGAAUUGUCACAAUUCUCAUGAAUGAUUACCCCAAGUUCAAGUACGCUGUGCUCUUCUUGCUGGGUCUGUUCGUCUUGGUCCACCGGGAGUGAAGUCCCAGCACUCGAACAGGGCCUACGUCCAGGAAACCUCAUGCCUUUCUAAACACAAUGACAUUAGACUUUGUCAAGCGCGACUGGCUUUUUUAGUAUCAUUUGUUUCAAUGUUUUGUAGAAAAGUGGAUAGGGCGUUUGCAUCAGAAAAAAAAAUUGGAGCUUUAAAAUAUUUUUGUGGGGAACUAAGUUUGAUUUAAUUUAAGGUUGAUCUGUUAUUUUUCAAAUGUAAAGCCACAUUGUUAAGAUUAAACUACGUUUCAGUUUUUCGUUGUUGAGUCAUUGUUUUCAGGUGGAUGUGAAGUAUUUUAUGACAAUUGAAUAUGAAUAUUAAACCUAAACCCUGGUUACCAUCCACACAUGAUUUUAUUAAAUGUUUGUCUAAUUUUUUUGGCCCCUGUUUAACAGUACCAGUAGUUAUUGCUACAAACAAGCAUUCAAGUUCACUCUUGUUCUGCUGAGUGAUAUUGUCUUUAAAAAUCUUUAAGUGGAAAAAAUAAGUUUUGUGUCACCGUUUUUUUGAGACAACACGUUCAUUAAAAUGACCCUUUUAAAGCA